Molecule: messenger RNA, 708 nt
Organism: Necator americanus (New World hookworm)
Lineage: Eukaryota; Metazoa; Nematoda; Chromadorea; Rhabditida; Ancylostomatidae
Exons: 7
Coding region: 1-708 (235 amino acids)
Source: RefSeq, a predicted model, not a curated record
AUGAUAUGGUCCCACCACGGUCGCAACCGCUACGCUCCACCGCGCCGCUUCGGGCGCAGCGUAUUGCAGCGAGUUUCGUGUCGUUUCGACACGAUUAUUAGUCAACUGGCGAUUAUAUCAGACAGUGAUAUACGCAGCCUUACCGUAUAUCGAUUUAUCAUCUUGCUCGCUGCGUGCGACAUUGUUGGAGCCAGUAUACAUUGUGUAACUGGAUUCGCACUGAUAUUUCCAUCAUUCUGGUCAAUUACACUUGGCAACUUCCUCGGCUCCGUUCUCAUACCGUCGUAUUUUUGCUAUAUUUUGACGGAAUUCCUGUUAUCAUUCGUGCGAUUUGUACAAAUUUUGUAUCCGAAUUGUGCAGAAAUACUGUUCAGUCCAAAAAGAGGAAAGGGAAACAUCAAUGGUGACAGCGCUCAUCGAGAACGACGACUUAUGUAUCAAACAUUUUUUGCGACCGCUUACGCUACGUGUCUCAACUUCACGUCGCAUAAUAUAGGAUGGAUAAACAAAGGACGGCUGCCAGUAGUCUACGCUGCGUGCACGUACUUUUGGCUGCUUAAUACUGCCGUUUAUCCGCUAACAUUUAUUGUCAUGAAUAGAACGAUGCGCCAGAAGAUUAUCAGCAGCCUACGAUUCACGCGCUUGACGCCGAAGAAACUUGUCACGACAACGUUGAAGGUUAUGCCGUCGAGCAGAUCACUAGCUUGA